GAUACUGUGGAGACUCUUUCAGAACAAAGAGAGAGCCACUUCACAAGAAAGCAAAUUGGAUAUUUUGGCUGGAUCUUGGACUUCCUUGGUGAUCCAGGUGAAGAAGAAACCAUGGAGUCCUUCCCCGAACAGGGCUGUGAUGGCAUUGAACUGCUCGACUGGCUGUUUAAUCAAAACGAUGGAAUUCUCCGCCAUGAAGAAACAGGACGCCAUGGCAACCAUCACACCUGGCCAAUCCAGGAGCAAAAUAUGCUGCAACCGGCUGAACAGACAGACGAUGACUUCCUGAACGCUCUCUUGAGCGGAAGCGAGUCAGUUUCAGACUCCCCUCUCUGGUCGCCUUCUCCAAGUGACAGUGGGAUUAGCGAAGACCCCCCAUCGGACCACAUGGACAGCCCUCAACGCCCUGAGAGCCCCCCUGAGGAAGUGCAGUAUUUCAGUAUGAGGCCACAAACCAAGGCAGACCUGCAGGCCGACGUCUCUGUUGACCUCAAUGGUUGGGGGCUCACCUUCCCAUCGGGCAGAACAAGAAUCACACAGUAUCCCUCUGAUGUACAAAGACCGCAGCUGUCCUCUGGGUUCCCUCUCACUGUCAAGGAUCUGCUUUUGUCUGGCACACCAGAGCCUACCCCGCAGCAGUCCACUCAGGAGCUGGUUCUCAAUGAAGAUGAGAAGAAGCUGUUAGCAAAAGAAGGGGUGACCCUUCCCAGCCAGCUACCUCUAACAAAGUAUGAAGAAAGGAUUCUAAAGAAAAUCCGCAGGAAGAUCCGCAAUAAGCAGUCUGCCCAGGAGAGCAGGAAGAAGAAGAAGGAGUAUAUUGAUGGGCUGGAAAGCAGGAUGGCAGCCUGUAAUGCACACAACCAGGAGCUGCAGAGGAAAGUGUCCCAGUUGGAGAAAUGCAACAUGUCACUAAUGGAGCAGUUGCGCAGGCUGCAGGCUCUGGUCAUGAAUACAUCUAACAAGCCAGCCCAGACUGGAACAUGUGUACUGGUGCUCCUGCUGUCCUUCUCGCUAAUCCUGUUCCCAAGCCUCAAGCCCUUCUCUGACACAAAGGUCAGCCAGGGAGACUUUAGUCCAGUCAGAAUUCAGUCACGGUCCCUGCAGAACCUUCAGGCCUCCCGUGUGCUGCAUGUCAUUGAACCCCCCGUCUCUGUCGAGGAGGAAUCAGAACCAGUCCAUCAGUAUUUCCCAGGAGACAAGGGAUUAGAUGAUAUUACUUCACUGAUGGGAAAGAUGGGAGUGAAUCAUGACCGGUCUAAAUUGGAGCCACUACCUCUGAACAGCAGUCAGGAAGAAAGGAUGAGUCAUUUCCAUGUGGACCCAAUCACUGGUCACAUUGCUACUGUGACCUUGGAUCCCCAGCGCUCUGCCAGGCUGCGACCACAUGCUGAUGAUAUGUAGCAGAAAUCCAGAAUUUCUCCCCGCAUGACUUCUUUAAAGCUUUCUUUUCUCACAUGGCUUCUCCAGAGAUUUUUCUAAAUCUGCUGUUUACACGGACAGGGAAAUUAGCUUUAAAUCAUUCCUGUAUUGAAUUUAAUAUAUAUUUAGUCUUAUUUGUAAUACUGUUUUGUAUCCAAAUAUGGAUUUGCUCCAGGUGUACUGUGUGUCUGUUGCUCUUUUCUUUGAUAACAUGUGAAAACAAUUAUGUUUUAAACACUCAAAUAGAACAAUAGAGCUGUGAUAAGUUUCAGUUUGUAAGAAUUGUUUGUAAAAUGUUGAUGGAUUUUGAAAUCAUUUUUCAUUAAAUGAUUAACCUGAUGUUUUUUAGAUUUGUCAAUGGAAUAAACUGUCUCAAAUAAAAGUUAUA
Cheilinus undulatus (humphead wrasse) is the source of this 1807-nucleotide messenger RNA. It is a transcript of the gene creb3l3a, whose product is annotated as cAMP responsive element binding protein 3-like 3a. The record is from RefSeq and is a predicted model, not a curated record. Lineage: Eukaryota; Metazoa; Chordata; Actinopteri; Labriformes; Labridae. Gene Ontology annotation, molecular function: RNA polymerase II cis-regulatory region sequence-specific DNA binding; DNA-binding transcription factor activity, RNA polymerase II-specific. The transcript is spliced from 10 exons. The coding region runs from base 112 to 1401 and encodes 429 amino acids. Gene Ontology annotation, cellular component: nucleus. Gene Ontology annotation, biological process: regulation of transcription by RNA polymerase II.